Molecule: messenger RNA, 672 nt
Organism: Acanthosepion pharaonis
Lineage: Eukaryota; Metazoa; Mollusca; Cephalopoda; Sepiida; Sepiidae
Source: the annotation of a GenBank genome assembly
AUGCCCGGGUGUUGCUUCUUCCCUGCUCUAUACAUUCAUUUUCUUACUCUAUGCCCGGGUGUUGCUGACCCUGCUCUAGGGGAUUCAUUUGGAAAACUCUAUGCCCGGGUGUUGCCGACCCCUGCUCUAAUUCAGUUGGAGUUUUCUAUGCCCGAGUGUUGCCGAUCCCUGCUCUUUUCUUCAGUUGGAGGGAUUCAGUUGGAUCGAUGCCCGGGUGUUGCUAUCCCUGCUCUUCUUCUUUCAGUUGGAGUACUCUAUGCCCGGGUGUUGCCGAUCCCUGCUCUAGGGGAUUCACCAAAAAUUUCAUGUAGUCUGCUUCUUUUUUCUUUUUUCUUAUCUAGGGAUCAGGGCAAAUCGAUGACUUUCAACUUGGUUUUCGACGACACAGCUGAUGAUGCUCUCAUAGCCUCGUUCAAAUCUAUCUAUCUAUCUAUCUAUCUAUCUAUCUAUCUAUCUAUCUAUCUAUCUAUCUCAGUCUUUUCAUAUCUAUCUAUCUAUCUAUCUAUCUAUCUAUCUAUCUAUCUAUCUAUCUGUUUGUAUGUUUUUCUUAUCUAUCUAUCUAUCGAUCUAUCUAUCUAUCUAUCUAUCUCAUUCUUUUCAUAUCUAUCUAUCUGUUUGUUUGUAUGUUUUUCUUAUCUAUCUAUCUAUCUAUCUAUAUCUCAAAUGGAUUAA